ACGUAGAGUGCUAGGCGCAUUAUAAAAAUGGUGUAACUUGUGCAUCAGAGAGAAGAAGGAUUCGGCAUCGCCACAAUCCUUCCACCCCAGAGGCCAAGCGGCACAGUACAGUCUCAGACUCUCAGUCUCCACCCACAUCGAACAAGGUACACAUAAAGCCUCCCCAUCUUGGAGAACAACUGUAGGACGAAUCUCCCGGUUUUCUCUGCGUUAGGAAGGCUGAAGGAUAUCUCGUGAAGUGAUUACCGUUAAGUGUUGGAAGUGUGAAGCGUUUUGUGAGGAUCGACAAAGAUGGCCCCACAGGAGUCUUCUGUCAGUGGGGAGGCAGAAGCCCCCAAAAGGUUCCAGUUGAAAGUCAACGGCAUUAACUAUACAGUCGGUCCAGAUGUCUUGCCGUGGACAACAUUAGUGGACUACCUGCGCGAACACCUGAAGCUUCCAGGGACGAAGGUUCUGUGUCGAGAGGGAGGCUGCGGCGUCUGCACAGUCGUAGCGACCGUCUCUGAUGCCGAAAACGAAGGGGCAGUGAAGACCUUCAGUGUCCAGGCUUGCCAGGUACUGGUGUACGCAUGCGCAAGCUGGAGUAUCGAGACAAUUGAGCACCUCGGGAAUCGCUAUAAGGGCUACCACUCAUUACAGAAAGCUCUUGCAGGCUUUUAUGGAACUCAGUGCGGUUACUGUUCUCCCGGGAUGAUCAUGACGAUGUAUGGGCAGUUGAAAUCAUCCAUGAGCCUAACUACAAGUCAGGUUGAGAAAUCUUUAGAUGCAAAUAUAUGCCGAUGCACUGGCUAUCGACCAAUACUGGAUGCUUUUAAAUCCUUCACUGUUGAUGCAGAUCCUUGCUUGAAAGAGAGGCUAGCUGACAUUGAGGAUUCUUAUAAGGCUACUUGUCCGAAAACUGGAAGUGCUUGUAGUGGAUCGUGUGAAGGAGAGAAAACUGAAGGAAAUGAAACACCAAUUCCAGUCCUGGAAGAAGACUUGAAGUGGAUAGUCGAUGGUGUUCAGUGGUUCCGUCCAGUUACGCUAAUGGGUAUAAGUAAUAUUCUGAAGUCUCUGACUUCUACUGAAAAAGUGCGCAUUGUUGUGGGAAACACAGGCCAAGGUGUUUAUAAAGAAGAUGGGCCAUAUUCAGCUUACAUUAGCACCUGUGGUGUGAAGGAAUUAUAUGCUGUGAAUCUUCAAUCUCCACUGAUACUUGGGGCCAAUGUUAGUCUGACACGAUGCACAGAAGUGUUUGAGCACAUGGCUAAUAACUUCAGUGGUUAUAGACACCUCCAACAAAUAAAAGAUCAUUGGUUGGGAGUAGCCAAUGUGUCGGUCCGAAAUAUGGGCUCCUGGGCAGGAAAUCUCAUGAUGAAGCACCAGCAUCGGGAGUUCCCCUCUGACAUCUUUCUGACUCUGCUGGCAGCUGAUGCUACUCUCAUGAUCCAGAACCAAAAUUCACUCACACCUGUCAGUGUUUCUUUGGAAAGAUUCUUGCAAAUGGAUAUGUCAAGGAACAUCAUCGUGUCUAUGACUUUACCACCUAUGCCUGAUCAGACAAAGUUCUGUACAUUCAAGAUAACUCCCCGAGCAGUCAAUGCCCAUGCCUAUGUGAAUGCCUGCUUCAAAAUGGAAAUAGAUGAAGCAGACGGGUACAGAGUAUCAGCAGCACCAACGAUUUUACUUGGAGGAAUUAAUCCAACGUUUAUGCAUGCAAAAAAGACUGAAAAUUACCUGUUAAACAGAAGACUCACAGAUGUACCAACUGUAGUGGAAUCAGCAGUCAUACUUGGAAACGAAGUGAAACCCGACAGUCAAAAACAGGAUGCAUCACCAGAAUACAGAAUAUCACUGGCAAGAUGUCUACUGUACAAGGCAAUCGUUCAUUUUCUUGGGACAAAAGUUAGCAGUGAUAUCAUAAGCGCAGGCGCAGUCAUUGAGCGACCUUUGUCUACAGGACAACAAGAUUUUGACAUGAAUGAAGACACAUGGCCUGUGGGAAAAGGCCUCCCGAAAAUUGAAUCAGCUACUCAGAUUUCAGGUGAAGCCUUGUACAUGGAUGACAUUCCCUACUUACCAAAUGAGCUGCAUGGAGCGUUUGUUCAGACGACAGUUGCUAAUGCCAAAAUCAAAUCCAUCGAUACAGCAGACGCUUUGGCUGUUCCAGGCGUGAAGAUAUUCAUAGCAGCUGCCGACAUUCCAGGAGAAAACAGUUUCGUCAAAAAUGCAGGCCCGUUUCCUGAUCCUGUUUUUGUUGGCGAUCGGGUGAGAUAUGCUGGACAACCAAUAGGACUUGUCGUUGCUGACACGCGUGGCACAGCAGUAAGAGCUGCAAAGCUGGUGAGGGUUGAGUACGAAGAUAUACAGAAACCUAUUCUUACAAUCGAAGAGGCCUUAAAACAGGGCCGGAGUGAAUUAUGCGAGAACUUGAAAACUGGCAAGAGGGAGCCACAGGUUUUUGGAGACAUUGAAAGCGGUUUUAAGGAUUCCAAGCACAAGCUGAUAGGAGAACUCCAUCAAGGAACACAGUUCCAUCUAACUUUAGAAGCAUAUGCAAGCAGAGUUGUUCCCAUUGAGGAUGGUUAUGAUGUUUUCUGUACAACACAAUGGCCUACCGAGACACAAGCUGUAAUCUCAAGCGUGCUGAAUGUACCAGCUCACAGUGUAAACGUGGAGUUGAGACGCAUUGGAGGAGGAUAUGGGGGCAAAAUCAGUCGCCAAAACGUGACAGCGGCCGCAGCUGCGGUAGCUGCUCAGAAGCUUUUCCAGCCAGUGCGCGUUGUCCUCGAUCUCAACACUGCCAUGACCAUGACUGGAUGGAGAGAGCCCUACCUCUCAAAAUAUGAGGUUGGUUUUGAUGACAAUGGAAAGUUCCAGGCACUGAAAGUAGAUGUCAUUGGAGACGCUGGCCACGUGAAAAAUGAUUCUGCAGUAUAUUACCUAUCUGGUGCAUUGCAGAACUGUUAUUAUAUCCCAAAUAUGAUGUAUAGGCCUAUCAUAGUGACAACUGAUACAGCUGCAAACACAUGGUGUAGAACACCUGGGACAGUGGAGGCACUUGGGACAAUAGAAUACAUCAUAGAACACAUAGCACAUUACCUGAAGAAAGACCCACUAGAGGUGCGGAUGGCAAACAUGGUUGCCCCAGGGGUUCCUCGUUUUGGGAUUCCUCCACACAAAGCCAAUAUUCUGGUUGAUGACAUCAUGCCACUCCUGAAAGAAAAGGCUCAGUAUGAACGAAGGAAAGAGGAAGUUGCUAUUUUCAAUAAAGAGAACAAAUGGAGGAAGCGUGGAAUUACGGUUAUUCCACUAAGAUACGGCCUUAACUACCCGUCAUCAUUCCGCUACGGAGUUCAGAUAGCGAUCUAUGAGCACGAUGGGACAGUGGCUAUAUCUCAUGGCGGCAUUGAAAUGGGCCAGGGUAUCAAUACGAAGGUUGCUCAAGUCGUGGCGUUCAAGCUGGGUGUGCCAAUGGACCUCGUAAUCGUGAAAAAAUCUGACACUAUGGUUGGAGCUAACUCUGCGGUCACAGGAGGAUCCUUCGGUUCAGAUUUAUGUGCUCACGGUGCUAAAGUUGCCUGCGAUGCCCUUUUCGCAAGGAUGAAUGCAGUUAAGGAGAGGAUGAAGAGAAACACCGAGACAGAGCCCACUUGGAUCGAACUCGUCAAAAAGUGUCAUGCCGUAGAUGUAGAUCUGUGUGAGAGAUACUGGACGGCAGGAAGAGAACACCCUGACCCAUAUGACAUUUGGGCCGCAUGCUGCUUGGAAGUGGAAGUUGAUAUAUUAACUGGACAGUACCUGAUACGCCGAGCAGACAUCGUAGAAGACAGUGGUAGGAGCAUGAAUCCUUACGUUGAUAUGGGUCAAGUUGAAGGCGCCUUUGUGAUGGGCUUAGGUCUAUAUACAUCAGAAAUCGUCAAGUUCGACGAAGAAACGGGACAAAAACUGUCGAAUGGUACUUGGGAUUACAAACCUCCUACUGCACUCGACAUCCCCGUUGACUUGAGGGUGACUCUGUUGCCCAAUGCAACGAAUCCCCAGGGAGUCCUCAGCUCGAAAGCAACUGGUGAACCGCCACUAUGUCUGUCAUUUGCCUUUGUGACGGCCGUUCGCCAGGCGAUAGCGGCUUUUCGUGCUGACGAUGGGCGAACUGAUUGGUUCCAUACGAAUACACCUUUAACUGUAGAGGCGGUUCAUCAGUUGUGUGGAGUCAGACCAGACCAGUUCAGCCUUGUGACACCAGCAGAUGAGGUCUCCAUUGACGAUUUCCAAGUGGUUGACAUAAAUUCGAUUCCAGAAGAAGAGAAAGAAGAUUCCUGCUCACUUGCUUAGUGAAAUAUAUAUAUAUAUACACACACAUACACAUAGGGAAACUGAUGUUUAAACAUUUAGAUCUAAAUGUUUAAAAUUUUUUUAGUCCACUGCAUUACAAAAGUUACCACAGAUCUUUCUUCGAAUAGCAACUCUAACUUUAUGUUGUAAACUAGUGAAAGUGUGAAUUACUAAAAUCAAUAUGGUGUUGUAGAACAUAUUCAGAAUUUCAUACCUGCUGCCCUGAGGAAAAAUUAACUUUUUGAAUUACAAGCACCUCAUUAAAGAGUUUAGUGAAUAUACAAAGAUAUUCUAGUAUUUUUUUCAUAAUACUACAGUAACAUGCUAAUGAAAAAUUGGUCCUAUUUACUUUUUUCUAUAUUUCAUCAUAAAAAGGUGUUGUCAUGCGUAUUGACAUUAUUCCAAAUUUAUUUUCUAUGGAGUAACUAAUAUAAGCCUUCUAAAAUCUAUGGUUUCAUAUAUUACAUAACGGAAAAUGGUUGUUUUAAAAUGCUCUUUUUUUUUUUACCAUACAGAAAUCCAUUCCAGAAUGUCCCUAUUUGAGUAAGCCACAGUUUCUUCAUAUUUAUUUACGCGACACUCUGAACUGGAUUAUUGUUUUUCAAGUCUUCAGUAAAGCUCUAAAGUUUUGUUUAAUUUUACAUUUAUGGAAAAAAUAAAAGGUUUACAUAAAAAAUUCUUGGUUAUCACAAAUAUUAACAUAGCCAAAAAUAUGCUCAUGCCCCGUAAUUUAUCAUUCUAGAUUCUCUUAUAUUUCCACUUUUCAGAGUUGAGCAGCAUCCAAGGAAGUAUAAAGGACAUUUAUAUCUUUCUUCCAGUGGAAUGUUUAGUUUUUAAUGCUUCUCAUCUUUUUUGUAUUUUUGGGUUAUAUAUAAAUGCUUGUUACAAAUCUUAAAAGAAAUUAUCAUAUUUCUGUCACAUGAUUCUCAUUUUGCGGUCCGGUCUUCAUGCUAUACGUAAUGCUUCUUUAUGUUAACGAAUUUGUAGUUACCAAUAGUUAACUCAUAAUUUAUGUCUUAUUACUUUAAUUUUUUUUUAUUUCUCAGUCUUUUUAUUAUCCACUUGGCUACUUCCUUAAAAGUAACCAGUGAGUUGUCAUCAUUUAAACACAUCUGAUCCACCUGUAAUUACUUUUCCAUCAGUUAUAACAUACGAGUAAUGCCAUGCUAUCUAGUACUGACUUGAUAUGUUUGUCCAAGAAAUUUAAUAGGUCCAAUAAAGGUGUAUUAUUUGUUA
Messenger RNA from Macrobrachium nipponense, 5550 nucleotides. RefSeq lists its product as uncharacterized. NCBI's taxonomy places the organism in Eukaryota, Metazoa, Arthropoda, Malacostraca, Decapoda, Palaemonidae. The transcript has 27 exons. Gene Ontology annotation, molecular function: oxidoreductase activity; iron ion binding; 2 iron, 2 sulfur cluster binding. The record is from RefSeq and is a predicted model, not a curated record. Bases 292 to 4314 code for a protein of 1340 amino acids.